GCGUCAUUUACACGCGCUCCACUCAAACGGUUACGCUUCGCGUAAACCGCCCCCUUAAUGGCAAACUCUUCCACUUCUUCCACUUCUCAAAGCCAUUCAGAGAAAAAGCAACCCUUCCAUUUUCGAGCAACGUUCGAAACUCAAGAUAUACAACUCGUCGCUAACAUUCGAAAACUCCAUCAACACACCAUAGAACUCUCGAUCAAGAAUUUCCAGAGAAAACAAAGCUAUAAUACUCAAGAGAAAAUGGCAGCAAGAAACCAACCUGAAAGAAAUCAAACCAAAGACCUCAAGUGUGCAACACAUCUCCUAAGUGAUAAAUUUAGAAACAUGAGUGAGGAGAAGAAAACGAUUGUGAGGGAUUUGGGAUUCGGUGGCUUGAUGCACAUCCCACCACUAAGGGUGCAUCACCAAGUGUUAAGGGAGCUGGCUAACAACUUCAAAUUGGGGGAGAACAGACUGAAAACCGGAUACGGUUCUUUUAAAAUAACCCCAAGAAAAAUAGGUCAUGCGCUUGGCAUCAACGCAACAGGUAACUCGCUAAAAAUUAUAGGUGUAUAUUAACUGAUGCUUGGGUGUCUUUAAGUUGAUGCUUGGAUGUAUUUGAACCGAUUUUGAUACUUUGUUGUUUUCCUUUUUGUAGGAGAUCUAUUUCCUUAGAAAGUCAAUUAUAAGAA
Molecule: messenger RNA, 677 nt
Organism: Arachis ipaensis
Lineage: Eukaryota; Viridiplantae; Streptophyta; Magnoliopsida; Fabales; Fabaceae
Source: RefSeq, a predicted model, not a curated record